This is a messenger RNA of Heteronotia binoei (common prickly gecko), 1093 nucleotides long. Its product is annotated as 3-galactosyl-N-acetylglucosaminide 4-alpha-L-fucosyltransferase FUT3-like. The coding region runs from base 1 to 1053 and encodes 350 amino acids. Gene Ontology annotation, cellular component: membrane. The record is from RefSeq and is a predicted model, not a curated record. Gene Ontology annotation, molecular function: alpha-(1->3)-fucosyltransferase activity. The transcript has a single exon. NCBI's taxonomy places the organism in Eukaryota, Metazoa, Chordata, Lepidosauria, Squamata, Gekkonidae.
AUGGAUUUCUUCAGAGACAGGAACAUCCCAGCCACCUGGCUAGUCUUCACUUUUCUGCUCCUCCAAGGCCUGAGCGUGAUGCUUUUUUCCUACGUCUGCAACUCUGGGACCACCUCCUCCCCACUGCAGCCUCAACCUGCUCAGGUCCCCAGGGCCCCCAAUCUCACCGUCCUGCUGUGGACGUGGCCCUUUGGGGGCCGCUUCCCCAUCGAAAAAUGCUCGGAGCUCCUGGGCAUUCCCAACUGCCACAUCACAGCGAACCGCCUGUGGUACCCCGUCGCCGACGCUGUGAUCGUCCACCAUUUUGACGUGUGCAAGAGCCCUCGGUUCCUCCCCCGUCGCCCGAGGCCGCCCUCUCAGCUCUGGAUCUGGUUCAAUCUGGAGCCCCCCACCUAUACCCGCAACGUACACCUCAUGGACAACCGCUUCAACCUCACCAUGUCCUAUCGGAGAGAUUCCGACAUCUUCACCCCUUACGGGUGGCUGGAAGUCCUCCCGGAGCCCCGGAACGUCACGGUCCCGCUCAAGACCAAGUUGGUGGCAUGGGUUGUGAGCAAAUGGAAUCCGUCCUCUCUCCGAGUCCGGUACUACCAGGAGCUGAAGAAGUACAUCCACGUGGACGUCUACGGAUACCAGCACUCACCUCUUCCUCAGAAAAAGCAAAUCAAAGUUUUAUCCCAGUAUAAGUUCUACCUGGCCUUUGAAAACUCCGUGCACGAGGACUACAUCACCGAAAAACUCUGGAAGACGGCCCUGCUGGCGGAAACCGUGCCGGUGGUCUGCGGGCCGCCUCGCAAGAACUACGAGCUCUACUUGCCCCCCGGUUCGUUCAUCCACAUCGACGACUUCCCCACCGUGCAAGGGCUGGCCCUCUUCUUGCAGGAGCUGGAUCAGAACUCGGAGCGAUACAAGAGCUACUUCCAAUGGCGUUCGUGGUUGACCCCCGUCAAAACCACAACUUGGUCUCUCCAUUUGUGCAGAGCCUGCCGAGCCUUGCAGGGGAACUCUUUCCGCUACCAGACGGUGUCAGCUUUGAGCAAAUGGUUCAGGUGAGCAGGGAAGGACAGGCCUCUCUUUGACCGGGACUCUGUUC